Molecule: messenger RNA, 1197 nt
Organism: Knipowitschia caucasica
Lineage: Eukaryota; Metazoa; Chordata; Actinopteri; Gobiiformes; Gobiidae
Source: the annotation of a GenBank genome assembly
AUGGGCCCUUUGAGCUCCGAGGUUCGGGAGCUGACUUUGUUAUCGCCGGCCCCUCCGGUGUCUUCUCUACCUGGAGUCAGCGAGGGACAAUGGCCUCAGUUUUUAGACCUCCAUCCCUCCUCCACCUACAGCUGUUUGCAGGCCCCUCACUCGCUCAUCAAGCAGGAGCCAAGCUGGUGCACCUCAGACUCUCUGGAGGAGCAGCACUGUGGCCUGGGGGCCUUCACCGUGCACUUCUCAGGACAGUUUGCAGGCGCGGGGAGAGCAUUUGGAGAACCAGCCUCAGGCCAACCAAGAAUGUUCUCCAAUGGGACAUACCUACACUCCUGUGUGGACAGUUCCUCUGCGCCCAGGAGCCAAGGCUAUGGGGCAAUAAACUUGGAUAACAACCCGAGCUACGGUCUCACUCCUUCCCACCAGCUCCCCAGUUUUUCCUUCAAACAUGAAGACCCGCUGUCGCCCCUACACAACAUGGUUGAGCCGCAAUAUACAACUCCAGCUCCAGUCUUUGGGUGCCAUAAUCCUCCCGAAUCAUGUCCAAACAACCAAGCAUUACUUCUGCGAAAUUACAACAGUGAUAACUUGUGCCAAAUGGCCUCUCAGAUGGAAUGUAUGACGUGGAACCAGACAAACACACUGGCCUCCUCCAUUAAGAGCUUUGAGACAGAUCCAGCACCUCCACCUCCUCAGAUGCUGCUGAGCUGUAGCACCCAGUACCACAUCCACGCACACGGUGUCUUCAGAGGCCUACAGGAUGUGAGCCACGUUCCCAGUAUCACCCCAUCUACAUCCAAAUCUAACGAGAAGCGUCCGUUUGAAUGUGCUUAUCCUGGCUGCAGUAAACGCUACUUCAAACUGUCCCAUCUGCAAAUGCAUGGCCGCAAACACACAGGGGAGAAGCCAUACCAGUGUGACUUAACAGAGUGCGGCCGCCGAUUCUCUCGAUCGGAUCAGUUAAAAAGACAUCAGCGGAGACACACAGGUGUGAAGCCGUUUGAGUGCCAGACCUGCCAGAGAAAGUUUUCACGGUCAGACCACCUUAAGACACACACUCGGAUUCAUACAGGUAAAACAAGUGAGAAGCCUUUUACCUGCCGCUGGUCCAGCUGUCAGAAGAAGUUUGCGCGCUCCGACGAGCUGGUGCGCCACCACAGCAUGCACCAGAGGAACCAAAGCAAACUUCAGCCCCCAAUCUGA